This is a messenger RNA of Protopterus annectens (West African lungfish), 5001 nucleotides long. It is a transcript of the gene CCHR4.PART0H5orf24, whose product is annotated as chromosome chr4.part0 C5orf24 homolog. The record is from RefSeq and is a predicted model, not a curated record. The transcript is spliced from 2 exons. NCBI's taxonomy places the organism in Eukaryota, Metazoa, Chordata, Ceratodontiformes, Protopteridae. Bases 483 to 1121 code for a protein of 212 amino acids.
UUAGAAUUGUACUUGGCAUGUACUAUUUUAUUGUUCUUUCUGCCCUGACAGACCUGUAGUCUACUGUUGGGGGAGGGGCGGGUGCUGAAAAGCUAAUUCAUCCACUCAGUAGGAAAACAAUAGCGCCUUUAUUUUCGACUGUACAUGAUAGCUUAAACGUUCCCUUCCGAACUGAGUAGACAAACGUGCACCGUAUGAACUAUUGGCAGCCUUUUGAUGCUGUCACUUUGUCACAUAAUGCAGUCAUCUGCCGUUGGUUUUGCACGAGCUAACGUUGCAACUGCUGCUAAAAUCCGUUUGUUAAAGGCCACCCCACCAAUUUUUUAAGACCCGGUUUUCCUACCAAGUGUCGUAUAUCCGCCAUGAAAUAACGUGCUGCUUAAACCAAAUAAACUUUAUUAGGGUGAAUUGGAAAAAAAAUAUAUAUACCGCACAAGAAAGUUGUGGCACGACGCAUCUCAUUUUUGUCACGGGGACGUCAGAUGUGGUCUCUUUUUUUAAAGAUAUUUCUUAAUGACAAAAAGAAAAUGAUGCAUCCUAUUGCUGGCAGUGAUACUAACUUCAGUGGGACAGAAAAGUCAGCUUGCCUAAAUGAAGAUAGUGUGACAAACACUGAUCACUUGGACUUGUGCUCCAUGCAGGAAAACAAAUUUAUUAACACAGCUAGCCACAAACCAGUGGCUUGCCAGCAGCAACAAGAAACUCUGACUGAAUCAAACUUGCAGAUUCCAAGUGGCAGAGGUACUGAUAAGAAAGAAGAUCUCAAGAAAAAGAAAAAUCUUUGCAGGUCUGGUAGACGAGGCAGACCCUCUGGGACCACAAAGUCUGCAGGGUAUAGAACCAGUACUGGUCGUCCACUUGGAACCACUAAAGCAGCUGGCUUUAAAACAAGCCCUGGCAGGCCUUUAGGUACUACUAAGGCAGCAGGAUAUAAAGUGAGCCCCGGAAGGCCUCCAGGUAGUAUUAAAGCUACUAUAGCCCGCAUUGCAAGUAUGGGCUAUAGUUGUAGUAGUGCAGCUUUUCCAUACAGCAUGCUUCGCAGCCGAGCACUGCGUGCUGCUAUCAGUGAAGAGGUUGACAAAGACAAAGAAACAAAUGAGGAACAGAUUUUUUCUACUUAGUGUUGUGUUUACCUCAGAUGCGAAGUUUUAUUGAAGAAUCAGUAAAUCGAGUUUUUCUUUUUAUUCCUCUUUUGAUAAAUAUGUUUUGGAUGCUUAAGAUCUUAACCUGGGUCUUCAUUCAGUGGCGCUGCAUAUUUAUAAAUUUACUAGUGAACAUCGGGGAAAUGUUGCAGAGCUCUCUGUAUACAGGUAUGUAUGGAUUAAGGCAGCUCACCUACAUAGCAGAUUGUGGGAUCCAAGGAGAAAAGUCUUCUGUAACUAGGAGCCAAGGAGAAGAGUGUUUGGUGCUCUGUGUCUUCACACGUACAGAUCUGUUUUCUUGUAUGUUUUGCUUUUAUGCCCUUUCUGGAAGGAACUGAAGUUUCUGAUUUUGUCAUGAAAUGAAGACAGAUGAAUUCUCCUGGACCUUUACUGCUGAAAAAGAUGUGCAGACUUUUUAUUCUGUUACAUUACAGUAAAUAUUCUUAUAAAACCACAGCUGUUAAAGAACUGUACUAUCCCAAAUAAAGUAUUUAUUCUCGUGUGUUUUUUCAUGGUCUUUAUUGGAAGUAACAUUUCAUAGUUGUAUGGAAAGGUGCUAUACUAAAAUGAUUUAUAUUAAUUAUAACUUUGGUAGUGUGGGCUCCCCAGCAGAUUCACAGAACAGAUUUUAUUUGAGCAUUCAUGCCAUUUUGUGUAUAAUGUAGCUGCAGUAAAUAUUUUUGCUUUAUCUUAAAAGCCUGAAAAUGUGGGUUAUGCUUAGAUUGUUGGAUGUACUACACUGAUUUGUCUUUUCCUUGCUUAGUAUGCGACAAAGGGGCACAAUCUUUUACUUGAGCUUUAAACUUGUUUAUGUAAGUUUUUGGUUGUGUUGGUUUCACACAAGCAAUCAUUAUCUAUAUAAAGUAGUAAGGAGACUGUGCUGUUGAAUGGCUGUGUAGUAUUAGUUCGUGUCUUGUAUUUGGAAGUUUAAUCUUUUACUACAGUAAGUGUUUCAUUUGUUUUUCUAAUAGGAUUGUCUUAAGUGAAUUUUUUAUAAAAGUUGAUGCUGCUAAGAUUAGAGGUUCCAAAGGAGAAAAACAUUUGAUUUGGAUUGUGAGUCUCUAUUGUUGGUUUAAUCAUUGGCUGACUCCUAUUAUUUGCAUAAUUCAUGGAUGUAGUAGUGAGCAGUUGUUUCUUCUGUGUUUAUAGCAUGAACUGGAGUGUUAGGGUCUAGGUUCUUGUGUAUUAGUAAGCUGACGUUUUGAAAGUAAAAAAAAUCCAUACCCUGGUAUUUGUCGUAGUUGUAAACUUUUUGCAGAUGGAAGUUGCACUUUGGAGUGGUGCCUGAGGUUGAUAAUAUAACAUGGCUACUCUUUUUCUGCAGCAUUUGUAGGAUACCAAUAGUAAUAUUAAAUGCAGUCUCUUAGUUGUGAUUCUUUAUCAAAUUGUCUAAUAUUUUUCCUAAGUGUUUAUUGGUGUUCCUCUUAGUGUGCACACACACCUUCCUGCAUUGGUGGUGUUUUUUUUCCACUUGUCUCACUGGAAAUUUUUACCUAUCAAAUCAUUUUUGUGUAAUCCUCUUUACUGCCAUUACAACAUGUUUCUUUGUUCUGGGCUUGAGUUUUAAAUUGUGAAGAAUUGUGUGCAAAUUUGACAGACCUGUUUACCAAACAUCUUUGCUGCAAGUAGAUCUAAUACAUCCAUAGUCAGAAUGCAUUUGAUACUGCCUUAUCUAUUGUUUUUAAAUAUCUUUAUUUCUGAGCCACUAAAUCUAUUGGGUAUUGUUUUAUUUUGGUGCUUCCCAGUAUUUUGCUGUUUUAGGAGGGUUUUGUAAAUCGAUUUACUUGAAGUUAAGAAACUCAUAUUAGCCAUUUGUAUGUUAAGUUGUCCUGCAAUGAGUUUCUCUGCAUUGUUUGGUUUUAGUAAUCACGUUCUGGCCACUGUUCUAAAUUCAUUGAACCAGGUCUUUUUUUCCUUAACUUGAAACACCUUGUUUAUGAUGGAGAACUGCAGGUCAUAAAUUGUUAGUUUUGGAAAUAGUCAUGUGUACUGCUUAUUUCGCAUUCAUCUUUGUACAGUUGUAGUUUGAUUCUUUUAUUUUGAACUUGCUGCUAAGGAUUUGCAUGGUAUUUGGGAUGAUUACUUUGCAGACAUUGCUCUGAAAGUUUUGUUCCCCUGCUUAACAAAAAAUUAAUGUAGGUUCCUUUUGUAAUUGGCUUGUUGAAAUGUUGUCACCCCAUUGUUCAUUACUGAGAUUGUCUAGUUUUGUGUCCAUCUUGCUGUGUAGUUUAUGAUGUGGCUACUUUAAAACACAAUGUUGUAUACUAUUGUGAUCUUUUCAGCGAUUGUCUUUAGUAAUUUUGCUUUGACAUAUCUCUGUGUACUUUAGACAGUACCUUUUUGUGUGUAACCCCUUCCCAGAAAUAAAGUAGUCACAUGUCGUAACAUGAAUGGUAAAGCAUUUUAUACCCAAAUUACUUUCAGGCGUUCUGAAGGGUAUCAGCUUGUAAAUAAUAAAUCUAUAAACAGUUUGAGAAUGAACUGCAAUAUAAAAUUUACAUACCUGCAUCAACAUUUUUUUUUCUCCAAGCAUACUGUAGUGUGACUGUUGAGCAUCUAUGCUAAAGUUCUAAUUCUUAAAUACUUUUUAAAGUAACAAAUGGUUUCCCAUUGUGGCUUGUUUGUGCACUGUUGUUUUAAAUUACAUAAUGGGCUUAAUUUAGUCUUGGGUACUUGAGAAGACAGUAGUUUCUUUCUUAAAAAUGAGACCUAUAUUUUGCCGAGUCAUAAUUUUAUGAUUUUACUUUUGUAUGUGCUUUGAGGCCAGUACAUUUGUUUGUGCUAUGAAUACUAAUUUCCCCCUUCACCCUUUAUAAAAACUAAAAGGUAUACAGUGUGAAGAAUGCUGGAGUUCUAAGUAUUUUUGUAACAGAAGAAUUCAGAAGCUGUGGGGUUUUAUACCAUGUUUGUUUCCUAUGAAAUUGUGGUCUUUUUAUCUUCUCUUGUUAACAUUCCUAAGAAAGGGCCUACUUCACUGUUGUGUAGAAAUGAGUCAAAUGUUGCAUCUGUGUUUAACUCUGUUCUUGUGUUACUGGAAGAAAAAAAAAAACAAAGCUUUUGGAGUUGUGUGCUGUCUGAUCAGAGGACCCAACAGAUUUUUUUUAACCAAAGCUAGAAUCUGAAACUGAAAUGGAGGAUUGUGUGUAGCUGAAGCAUUACCAUUUCAUGUGUUCACUAUACACUGCUUCACAGCAUUGUGUAAAGUUCAGUAACACUGACAUUCAAGGAACAGUCAUAAGUAAUAUUUGAGUAAAGCUUUCAAAGACUUGAAGCCUUCUUGGAGCGGCAGAUAAGACUAAUGCAUUUUCAUUUAACACUGCCCUUUUUUGUUUGGGGAUUGUCAACUUUGAAAAGAGUUUUGUGCAUCCAUUGCAAUUGUAUGUACUUUAAGCCUGGUUUAAUCUGUUUGCCAAACUGCUGGAGCCACAAAUUCAACCUAGUAUGGCAUGUAAAUGUAAUUUUGUAUGGCACCCUGAUGGCAAAAAGGAAACUGAUUUGUCAUUUUUUUCAAGUGAUUUUGUAAAUUGUGUAGAUAAAUUGUGUUACUUGUAUAUUUCCCUUAUUUUAAUUAGUAACUUAAUGGACGUUAUGACCUUUUUGAUCAACUUUUGUACUUUUGUUACCUACAAAAAUCUGGUUAUACGAAAAUGUACUGUACUGCUGAUGCAAGGUUACUGUACUCCAUGGUAAUGAAAGUUGUCAGAUGUUUUUAAUUUGUAAUGUGUUCCAUGUCUUGUUAACAACCCCAUCAAGGGCAACACAAGCUGCAGUGUUUGCUAUUGUUGGUGGUUGACAGUUAUAAUCUGUACUCGCUUCAUUGUAUACUAUUUAUUAGUAAAGUUCACAGCAUCAAAGAAAA